CAAAAAACCAACCACAGACGACCUAAUCCCGCCAAGUAGCAGCGAGCCAUGGACCCCCAGCCAUCGACGCCGACGACGACCGUGCCAUCAUCGCCACAGGCAGCGAGCCCACGGCCGUCUUUGGAGGGCGCCGCCGAGACAGGCGGACCGGAGGCUGCGUCGAGCCCGCGCCUCUCGCGCGCAGGAUCGCGCGCGUCGAGCUUCCCACCGAGCUCGCCCGUGGCCGCUGAGGCGACACCAUCGCCAGCAUCGCCGCGCGAUGUGUCGCUCCGCAAGGCGACAAGCUUCUCUCGCCGCUCAAGCGUCGCUAUCGAGGACACGACGCCCAAGUACGAGCAUCCGUCGGUUCCUGCCGCACUGCGCAAGGCGUAUGCUGACGGCGAGCAAAGCAGCGUCUUCCAGUUUGUCGAUCAAGAGGGCAAGCACAGUGACGAUGACGUCAAGCAGCUCGUGCACGACCUCGAGUCGCUGGACGUGGCGUAUAUCAAGAAGAUCUACACCGAGUCGCUUCUCUUUGACAAGGCCGCGCAGGCGUCGCUGACCAACUGCUCGAUCUCGCCUCUCGACGAAUUCGACUCGCUCCUCACGUCGCCGACCGAGACCAUCGACACGUGGCGCGCCGCCGGCUACGAGGCCAUCAACCGCGGCGAGGUCGCCGCCAUGGUGCUCGCGGGCGGCCAAGGCACGCGCCUCGGCUUUGACGGCCCGAAGGGCAUGUUUGACAUUGGUCUCCUCUCGAAAAAGUCGCUGUUUCAGCUCUUUUGCGAGCGCCUUCUCAAGCUCCAAUCGAACGCCAAGCAGUUUGGCCACCUUCCGAACGAGCCAACGAUUCCGCUCUAUGUCAUGACGAGCGAGAUGAACCACGCGGCGACGACUCUCUUUUUCGAGACCAACACCUACUUUGGCUUGGUUCCGAGCCAAGUCAUCUUCUUUCCCCAAGGUACGCUGCCGUGUCUCACCAAGACGGGCCACAUCAUGCUCGAGACGCCGACCAAAGUCGCGCGCGCGUCGGACGGCAACGGCGGCGUCUUUGUCGCGAUGCGCAAGCACGGCGUGCUCCAAAACAUGCUGGACCGCGGGCUCAAGCAUCUGCACGUUUUCUCGGUCGACAAUGCGCUCACCAAGGUCGCGGACCCGGUUUUCAUUGGCUAUUGCUCGACCAAGAAGACGGAUGUCGGCAACAAGGUGGUGUGGAAGACCGCGCCGGACGAGAAGGUUGGCGUCGUCGCCAAGAAGAACGACAAGUACUGCGUUGUCGAGUACAGCGAGCUCGAUGCCGCCAACGCCGUGCUCGUCGACGACGUCUCGGGCAAGCUCGCGUUUGGCGCCGGCAACAUUUGCAACCACUACUUUAGCGUGCCGUUUUUGCACCGCGUGCUCACGACCGUGGACUUGCCGUUCCACAUUGCGAUGAAGAACAUCCCGGCGGUCGCGCUCGACGCACGCGACAAGAAGACGCUGCCGGGAAUGAAGCUCGAAGCGUUCAUUUUCGACAUUUUUGAGUACGCGUCGUCCAUGGCGGUCCUCGAAGUCGCGCGCGAAGACGAGUUUGCGCCCGUCAAGAACGCCAAUGGAUCGCAGCUCUCGGGCUACACGGCCGACUCGCCCGAGUCGGCGAAGUUUCUUCUCUCGGCGCAAGCCAAGCGGUGGGUCGAGGCCCAAGGCGGUGAUUUCUCGUUGCACCUCAUCACGAAGGGCUCGGUCCUCAAGCGCGGUCAGCGCAUGAAGCGCUGGACGCCGCGCGUGUUGGAGUUCAACGCCGCCACCAACACGGUGCGCACGUACAAGGCUGAGAAGCCGGGCAAAGCCAAAACGUCGAGCGUGGUUUCGUGCCAGCCGUACGCAAAGGACGUCGACAGCUUUGUGUGCCAGCUCGGGAAUGGCAAGCGGCUCAAGCUCAAGUGCGAUUCGGCCGACGCGCAAGCGCACUGGAUCGCGCUUGUCCAAGAAGCGCUGCGUCCGGACGUUGCCAACACGCGGCUCUGCGAGGUCUCGCCGCUCGUCUCGUACGAGGGCGAAGACCUGUCGCAUCUCGCCAAGCGCCCGUGCACGCUGCCGUUCUACCUGUCGGAGGUCAACAACCGCCGUCUCAGCCAGCGCGCCAUGUCGGUCGACGAGUACGUCUCGACGUCGUCCAUGAAGACGAUGGUCGUCAAGCCGGCCAACAAGAUUGCGAUCGUAUACGAGCCGAUGCCCGAGAUUGCCGAGGCCGACGACGUCCUGAUCGAUACCAAGUUUGUGGCGAUAUCGCCGCUCGAUGUCGACCGCAUUGCUCAAAGCUCGGACGCCAAGUACAUGCCGGGCUACUCGCUCGCCGGUGUGGUCCAAGCCGUCGGGUCCAACGUCACGUCCGUGCGCGUGGGCGACCGCGUCUGCGCCUACGUGCCGACGGGUGGUGUCUUUUGCGAGUUUGCCAAGCUCAACGCUGCCACCGACUGCAUUGCGUCCGUGCCGCUGAGCAUGCCGUUAGACCUCGCCAGUCACGUGCCGUCGACGGCCUUGCUCGCGACGGCGUUCGCGACGGCGGUCCAGCCCAGCGACCGCGUUGCUAUCGUCGCCAACCACGGCGACAUUGGGUACAUUGUGGCGCAGCUUGCGUCGGCCCGGGGCGCCGACUGGAUCGGUGUCGUGUCGGCGUACCCAGAGAAAUUUACGGGCCUGGACCUCGCCGUCUUCAAGUCGAUGACCGAGGUGAAUGCGGCGUGCGCCAAAGCCAACGCCGGUAGCACACCCAACGUGGUCCUCGAUGUCGCCAAGUGCGUGGCGACGGCGCUGGCCCUGCCGCCGACGUUCACGUCCACGCAGCUGGUGGACGUCAUUGACGCCAUUGCCAGCGACACGCUGCACUUCCCGUCGAAGCUCGUGACGGAAAAGCCGUUCGAUUUUUUCCUGGACGCGAGUCCCGCGCUGCUCUCGAGUGCGCACGUGAGCGUCGCGCUGCGUCUGACGCCGCCCAAACUGCCGGACGACCUCAUUCGCCGCCUCGAGGAAGCCAAGCAGGACCAAGUGCUCAAGUUUUACCGUAACAAUCUGCUCUCGCACAAGGAAAUCGACCAGCUCAACCACGAUCUCGAGUUUCUCGACUUUGACCACCUCGCGUCAAUCUUCAAGACGUCGAUGACCAACAACCAUGCGCCGACGGGCGUGCUCGAGCCGCUCGACACGGCCGACGCCGUCACGUCGACGCCGGACGAGCUCCUCGAACAGUGGGCCGCGACCGGUAUCUCUGCGAUCGCGCACAACCAAGUGGCUGCGCUUGUGCUGAGCGGCGGCCAGGGCACGCGGCUCGGCUUCUCGGGCCCGAAAGGCAUGUACAACAUCGGCCUUCCGUCCGGCAAGUCGCUCUUCCAGCUCUUUGCCGAGCGCAUCGUCCGCCUGCAAGCGCUCGCGGCGCAAGCGGUUCCCGACGCGACGCAAGCGAUUCGGCUGCCGUUCUACGUCAUGACGUCGGCCAUGAACCACGACACGACCGUCGUCUUCUUCAAGCAGCACAGCUACUUUGGCCUGGACCCGGCCCAGGUUUUCUUUUUCCCGCAAGGCACGCUUCCGUGCUUCACCACCGACGGCAAGCUCAUGCUCGAAAGCGCGGGCAAGCUCGCGACCGCCUCGGAUGGCAAUGGCGGCAUCUACACGGCGCUCGCCAAGUCAGGUGCGCUCCGUCGUAUGGAAGAGAGCGGCGUGCAGUACGUGCAUGUCUUCUCGGUCGACAACGCCAUGUGCAAGGUCGCCGAUCCGCUCUUCAUGGGCUACUGCAUCGAGAAGGAAGCCGACUGCGGCAAUAAGGUCGUCUGGAAGGCGCGUCCGGACGAGAGCGUCGGUAUCGUCGCCAAGCGCAGCGGUCACUACUGCGUCGUCGAGUACAGCGAGAUGGACACGGCGACGAGCGAGCUCCGCGAUCCGAAGACCAAAGAGCUCUUGUUUGGGGCAGCCAACAUUUGCAACCAUUUUUACACCUUAGCGUUCCUUCGGGACGUUGUCCUGCCCAACAUGAGUCUGCAGUACCACGUGGCACACAAGAAGAUCCCGAUGGCCGACGAGACGGGCGCGACCGUGACGCCGAGUACCAACUCGGGCGUCAAGCUUGAGUCGUUUAUCUUUGACGUCUUCCCGCUCUCGAAGCGCAUGGCCGUGCUCUCGGCGCCGCGCGACGACGAGUUUGCGCCAGUCAAGAACGCACCCGGCAACCCCGUCGACUCGCCCGACUCGGCGCGCGCGAUGCUCUGCGACCAAGCCAAGCGUUGGCUCACGCCGCUCGUGCGCCGCCCCGAGAUGCUGUUGUCGCUGGCCUUUGUCGAGAUCUCGCCGCUUGUCUCGUUUGCGGGCGAAAAUCUCGAGGCGUACGUCGACGCACUCACGCCGACGACCACCGUCUUGACGCUCGACACUAAGGACGUCGCCGCCAGUGCCCACUGCGUGCCCACUGCGCUGCGGCAUACUCUCCACGAGUUCAACCAAGCACACGUGCUUCGGUUCAUCGACAAUGGGACGAUCUCGCGCUACGACGCCGCGCUCUUGCUCCAGGACCUUGCGUCGAUCGAUUUCGAGCACCUCUCGCGGAGCUUUGAGGCUAGCAUGGCACCCGCCGCCACGGACGUCGGCGUUCUAGAGCCAUUGACCACCGAGGUCGACGUGCUCGAGAGCUCGAGCGACAAGGCUGCAUGGCGCGAGACGGGCUUGGACGCGAUCCGGAAGGGGCAGGUCGCAGCGCUCGUCCUCGCCGGCGGCCAGGGCACGCGGCUUGGCUUUGACGGGCCGAAGGGCUUGUACGACAUUGGUUUGCCGUCGCACACGUCGCUCUUUGCGCUCUUUGCCAAGCGGCUGCGCAAGCUGGAGCUGCUCACGAACGGCCGCAUACCGUUCUACGUGCUCACGAGCGGCCUCAACCACGAAGCGACGGUCACCUACUUUGAGCAGCAGUUGUACUUUGGCUUGUCGCCGAGUCAGGUCGUGUUUUGCCCGCAAGGCACUCUGCCGUGCUUGACAAACAGUGGUCAGCUCAUGCUUGCGAGUCACGGCGCGUUGGCCCGCGCGCCGGACGGCAACGGCGGCGUCUACCGCGCGCUGCAGCUCAGCGGCGCGAUCAACGACUUGCAAGCGCGCGGCGUGCAGUUCCUCCACGUCUUUUCCGUCGACAAUGCGCUCUGCAAGGUCGCGGACCCGACGUUCAUGGGCUACUGCAUUGCGAAGGAAGCCGACUGCGGCAACAAGGUCGUCUGGAAGGCGCGCCCGGACGAGAGCGUUGGCGUCGUCGCCAAGCGCGGCGGCCGCUACUGCGUCGUCGAGUACAGCGAGAUGGACAAGGCGACGAGCGAGCUCCGCGAUGCGGCGAGUGGCCAGCUUCUCUACGGCGCGGCCAACAUUUGCAACCACUUUUACUCCAUGGAGUUUCUCCAGCGCUGCUGCAGCGGCGAGCACAUGAACACGUACCACGUGGCGCACAAGAAGAUCCCGCACGUCGACUUGGCGACCGGGCGUGUCGUCGACAAGCCGUCGACCAACACGGGCAUCAAGCUCGAAGCGUUCAUUUUCGACGUGUUUGGCCUCGCGACCAAGAUGCAGAUCCUGGCGGCGACACGCGAGACCGAAUUUGCGCCCGUCAAGAACGCGCCGGGCGCGGCCGUCGACUCGCCCGACACGGCGCGGACCAUGAUCUCGGAAAGAAGCAAGGCGUGGGUGGUGGCGGCCGGCGGCUCAUUUACCAACGCGGAUGGCCUCUGUGAGAUUGACCCGCUCGUGUCCUAUGACGGUGAAGGUCUCGAGAGCUACGUGCAGGCGCCGCUGACGCUGCCGCUGUACGUGACGCUGCCAACAACCAAGGCCCGCGCCAGCUCCAUCUCCAAGCCGCGCCCGAGCUUCUCGGGCCAGCCGACCGGCAGUGACGAGGCCAAGCCCAAGAAGAAGGACAAGUGCGCCAUCAUGUAAGAAUGGAGUGCAUAUUAGGGCAUAACACAAUAUACAUAUCUUUGCAAAUAUGAAUCGAAACGAGUCCGAGGCGCUCUUGAGUUC
Messenger RNA from Saprolegnia diclina VS20, 6006 nucleotides. RefSeq lists its product as hypothetical. The coding region runs from base 49 to 5922 and encodes 1957 amino acids. Gene Ontology annotation, molecular function: UDP-N-acetylglucosamine diphosphorylase activity. NCBI's taxonomy places the organism in Eukaryota, Oomycota, Saprolegniomycetes, Saprolegniales, Saprolegniaceae. The transcript is spliced from 9 exons. The record is from RefSeq and is a predicted model, not a curated record. Gene Ontology annotation, biological process: UDP-N-acetylglucosamine biosynthetic process.